GUAACCAGGAAGUAGUACUUGGGAGGUCAAAUUAUAGUUACAUUGAAAGGAUCAAAGUUUAACCUCUCCCACAAAAUGGCGACAGGUAAGGACAUUAAGUCGUCUGUUGUUGUUAGUUCAGAGGAGAUUUUUGAUACAAAUUGCUCACCGUGUUCCCGGAAUCUGGAAAACUACUGGAAGCAGUUAAGUUUUGUGUGGAUUGUGGGUCGUAUUUCUGUUCUAAAUGUCUCGAGUAUCACAACAAAUUUCCAGCAUUAAGAUCACACCAGAUAUUAGACAAAUCAGAUAAAAUUAGAUCAGAUGGAAUUAUUGAAACAGGACCCGGACUACCAAACAGAAAGGUGCGCAAUUCAUCAUGGCAAGUUAGUGGACAUGUUUUGUAAAGACCAUGAUGAAGUUUGUUGUGCAGCAUGUAUAGCUAUAAAACACAGGUCAUGUAUAAAUGUUGAUUAUCUACCAGACGUUGCCCAUGGUAUAAACAACAGUACUGAGUAUGAAAAAACUAAAUCAUCACUCGAGAAUGUUCUCAUCGAAUUAAGAGGUGUGAUAGAAGGUAAAACGGAUAAUCUCAAAAUACUUCAGAAGGAUAAGGAGCAGUUAUUUGAAGAGAUAGAAAAGUUGAAAACGGAAAUUCUGAUGAAAGUUGAAGAGCUGGUAAAAACUUCGAAACAACAAGUAUCAUUGAAGUAUGUAGAAGUAAAGAAACAUAUCCAGUCAGAUCUAGACGCUUUAAAUACUAUUUUAACAACGACAACAACAGAUCUCCGGAAACUGUCAGAAAAAAAUGAAUCCCAGUUGUUUCUUAAUCUCAAAGCAAGUAAAGUUUCUAUCAGGGAUUGUGAAACUUUUUUGAGUAAAUUAUCAACAGGUAAAGUAAAUGAGAAGUUGGGAUUGGUGGCGAAUAACAGUCUGAAAGAUAAACUAAAUGACAAUGAGAGUCUGGUCUCUGAUGUUUACAUUGAGAGUUCGGUUGAUGUCAUCGGUGUGAAGGAAUACAAAGCAACACUUUCUGGGAAAUACAAGAUCGAUCCGGAAAAUUGUGAGGUAACUGGUAUAUGUACCAUGGAUGAUGGUUCAUUUGUCAUUGCCGAUUACACACAUUCAAAACUGAAGCGACUGAACGACAAAUAUACGGUAACAGAUUUUGUUGAAGUAGGUGGACGUCCAUACUCGGUAUGCAGAGUAGGACAAAACGAGGUUGCAACAUACAUAAAGGGUAAAUGUCAGAUACAGCUUUUUUCGCUCGGAAAAGCUAUGCAGAUGUCAUCAGCAAUAAAUCUUGGCAACUUUAGUUUUCCAGUUGGUGUUUGUUAUGAUACAACAUUUGACGCUAUCAUGUUAUGUGACAGCGAUAAAAUAUCAAUAUAUAGCAAGUCCGGUAACUUAAUAAAAAUAUAUGAGAAGAAUAAAAAUGGUGACCAGCUAUUUACAGGAACAAGACAAGUAGCAAUGAACACAAAUAAUCAGAUCAUGGUUGUUUCAAAUGACAACGGGAAUAAUGUGAAGGCAUUGGCAAGAGAUGGUGAAGAGGUUUGGACAUUUACUGAUCCAGGAUUGCAGAGACCAUGGGGAGUCUGUAUCCUGCCAGGAGACAUAAUCUUAGUCAGUGGAUUUAGCUCAUACAAUGUACUGCAGGUUAACAUGAAAGGUGAAAAGAUCAGUGAACUGUUGGGAGCUUCUGAACAACUAAAGGGACCGUUUGCAUUGGCUUUUGACAAAAAGAGUUCUCGGCUGUUAGUAGGGUGCAGUUCAAACGAAGUAAACGUGUACACGUUGUCUAAGACAUAGAUUAUACUUUUAGGGUAAUCAGAUACACCAUUGACUUGGCGUGACACUAUCAAACUUGAUUAUCAUAAUAGUUUUGUGGUAAAAUGAAUGUUCUUUAACAUUAACAACCAGUUUAAAUAAAACAAGCAUAUCUUGCUACAUUUUGCCUAUGAUAUUGCUACCUGUUAACAUUGGUAAUAUCUCUGUUUGAUAAUACAUGUGAAGUAUCGAAAAUAGAACUAAGUGUCAUAUUUUGUAUCUAUUCUUUACUGAAAUUUAAGAAAUUGAAGCUCGAA
Messenger RNA from Ruditapes philippinarum (Manila clam), 2063 nucleotides. RefSeq lists its product as uncharacterized. Gene Ontology annotation, molecular function: zinc ion binding; ubiquitin protein ligase activity. Lineage: Eukaryota; Metazoa; Mollusca; Bivalvia; Venerida; Veneridae. The transcript is spliced from 2 exons. The record is from RefSeq and is a predicted model, not a curated record. Gene Ontology annotation, biological process: protein polyubiquitination; proteasome-mediated ubiquitin-dependent protein catabolic process. The coding region runs from base 301 to 1788 and encodes 495 amino acids.